AUGGCGAUGAUGCUGCUGAUGCUGAUGAUGAUGCUGAUGCUGAUGCUGAUGCUGAUGCUGAUGCCAAUGCUGAUAGCUGCAGGUAGCCGUCAUGUCGUCGGUCAAGGCACAAGAGCGGGGGGGCCAUUGCCCAUUGACAUGGACAUGGACACGGCCGGUCUUGUCUUCGCAGUCGAGCAGCCCAAACUCAAACUCAAGUCAGUCGUGGCGCUUGACGCGCAACGGCACGGCAGUGGACGUGAGGGUGCUGAGUCAGGCACGAUAGGCGGCUAUGCUCGGCUUUCCUACUCAGGCACAGGCUACGACGAGUGCGAGCAGAGUGCCGUGGGGCCCUACUCGAACAUCCACCCAUACAUCCACACAUACCCACCCUAG
Exserohilum turcica Et28A is the source of this 375-nucleotide messenger RNA. RefSeq lists its product as uncharacterized. The record is from RefSeq and is a predicted model, not a curated record. The transcript is spliced from 2 exons. Bases 1 to 375 code for a protein of 124 amino acids. Lineage: Eukaryota; Fungi; Ascomycota; Dothideomycetes; Pleosporales; Pleosporaceae.